Messenger RNA from Brassica oleracea var. oleracea, 2664 nucleotides. RefSeq lists its product as uncharacterized. The transcript has 8 exons. Lineage: Eukaryota; Viridiplantae; Streptophyta; Magnoliopsida; Brassicales; Brassicaceae. Gene Ontology annotation, molecular function: nucleic acid binding; zinc ion binding. The annotation marks the transcript as partial. The record is from RefSeq and is a predicted model, not a curated record.
AUGAUGCUUAAUAAGAUCAUGGUUUUCCUAAUUCUCUGUAUGGUCAUACCAAUUGUAGUCGGAACUUUUCCAGGAAAGAGCAAACCUUCCGAUUUCCAUGAGCAGGAAAUCGAACUACGGUUGAAACAACUCAACAAACCGGCCAUUAAAUCCAUCCAUAGUCCAGAUGGAGAUAUAAUUGAUUGUGUAUGGAUCUACGACCAACCAGCUUUUGAUCAUCCUUUAUUCAAAAACCACACCAUUCAGAGGAGGCCAAGAAGUAACUCGAUAAGGGACAAAACAGGAGGUAAUAAGACAUACAUUAUACACCAAUUGUGGCGAACAAAAGGUGAAUGUCCUGAGAACACUAUUCCCAUCAGAAGAACAACAAGAGAUGAUCUUAUCAGAUCAGGUUCCAUCAAAAAGUAUGGAAGAAAGAGUCCACCACCAACUAUUUAUCAUACUGAAGGUGCUCAGACCGAGGAAGUUCAUGAGCAUACGUGUGUGUACGUGGACUAUGGUCAGUUCCAUGGCAGCAAGAGCCGUAUAAGUAUAUGGAAACCAAAUGUUCUAAGGACAAGAGAGUUUAGUUUGGCUCAAACAUGGGUUGUUAAUGGAGAUUGGGACACUGGUUUGAACACUUUGGAGUCUGGUUGGCAGAUCUUGCAUGCUUUGUAUGGUGACAAAAACCCAAGACUUUUCGCUUAUUGGACGGGCGAUACAUACCGAGAAACCGGAUGUUACAAUCUUGACUGUCCAGGCUUUGUUCAAGUAAGCAGACACAUCUCCCUUGGUGCAGCUCUCAACACUUUCUCAACUUACAACGGUGAACAAUACGACUUCCUUCUAACCAUUGAGAAGGAUCAAAAAACUGGACUUUGGUGGUUGAAGUUUGAGACAUAUCUAAUCGGAUACUGGCCAAGCUUUAUAGUCCCCAAGCUAGCAGCCUCGGCACGAAAGAUCGCAUGGGGAGGUGAGAUUGUGUAUUACACUAGUGGCCGGGGGACACAUACGCUUACGCAAAUGGGGAGUGGCCAUUUUGCAGAGAAAGGGUUUAGGAAGGCUGCUUACUUCAAUAGCUUAGAGUACAUAGAUACUUCUAACUAUCCGAUUACACCCUCUCCACAAAAUCUUGAAGCUACUGUGACUCGGCCUGAAUGCUAUAACCUUCAAGUUGGCUCUAGCCAGAGGUGGGGAACUUACUUUUUCUAUGGUGGACCUGGUCGCAAUCCUCAUUUUUUCAUUCCAACAAAGUGGUAUCAGAGCUACAAGUUCCUUUUGAAGAUGGCAAACAAUGGUGUUCCCUUCCAAGUUCCAUUGCUCACUAAGAGCAACUAUGACAAUUGGAGUCUUAGGAUGAUGGCUAUCCUAGGAGCACAUGAUGUGUGUGAGAUAGUCGAAAAAGGCUUCAAUGAACCGGAGAAUGAUGGUGGUCUUUCUCAAACUCAAAAGGAUGGUUUGAGAGAUUCAAGGAAGAGAGACAAGAAGGCUCUCUGUCUAAUCUAUCAGAGGUUAGAUGAAGAUACAUUUGAGAAGGUUGCUGGUGCAAGGACGUCCAAAGAAGCAUGGGAGAAGCUUCAGACAUCUUACAAGGGAGCGGAACAAGUUAAGAAGGUACGUCUUCAAACUCUAAGAGCAGAAUUUGAAGCAUUGCAAAUGAAGGAAGGAGAACUCAUCUCAGAUUACUUCUCAAGAGUCUUGACUGUUACUAAUAACCUAAAAAGAAAUGGUGAGAAGUUAGAUGAUGUAAGAAUCAUGGAGAAAGUUCUUAGAUCAUUGGAUUCAAAAUUCGAGCAUAUUGUCACCGUGACUGAAGAGACAAAGGAUUUGGAGACUAUGACGAUGGAGAAAAUUCUUGGAUCACUACAAGCUUAUGAAGAAAAGAAGAAGAAGAAAGAAGAUAUUGUGGAGCAAGUUCUCAAGAUGAGAAUUGAUCACAAGGAAGAAAGUCGCCGAAGCAAUCUAAGACGUGGUGGCGGUCAUUUCCGAAGACGAGGUUGUGGUGUAAAUGGACGAGGUUGGAGACCAUAUGAAGACAACUUCAACCAAAGAGGAGAUAAUUCAUCAAGAGGUCGUGGAAGAGGAAACCCAAAAUCAAGGUACGAUAAAUCAAGCAUCAAAUGCUAUAGUUGUGGGAAAUUUGGACAUUAUGCUUCUGAGUGCAAAACUCCAAACAACAAUAGAGUUGAAGAGAAGUCCAACUAUGUUGAAGAAAUGAGUAAAGAAAAAGAUAUGCUAUUGAUGGCUUACAAGAAGGAUGAACCAAAUGAGGUUCACAAGUGGUACCUUGAUAGUGGUGCAAGCAACCAUAUGUGUGGGAAUAAAAGCAUGUUCGUGGAGCUCGAUGAAUUAGUAAAAACCAAUGUGGCUUUGGGAGAUGAAUCGAAGAUGGAGGUGAAAGGUAAAGGAAAUAUUCUCAUCUGCUUGAAGAAUGGAGAUCAUCAAUUCAUUUCGAAUGUUUACUACAUUUCAAGCAUGAAGACCAACAUCUUGAGCCUAGGACAACUCAUAGAGAAAGGUUAUGACAUUCGACUAAAAGAUAAAAGCCUUUCCUUAAGAGAUAAUGCAAAUAAUCUCAUCACAAAGGUGACAAUGUCAAGCAAUAGAAUGUUUGUCCUAAACAUUCAAAAUGACAUUGCACGAUGUCUCAAGAAGUGCUACAAGGAGGAAUCUUGGCUUUGGCAU